UGGAAGCUCCCUGUGGGCCGGGAUCGUGUCUGCCAAUUCUUAUCGUAUUGUCCUUUCCCAAGUACAGUGUCCAGCACCCAGGAAGCACACGAGAAAUACCACCGAACGAUGCUCCCUCUCCUCAAAGCGGGGAGAGGUGGAGGAUGGGACUUUGGAUGGAGGGAGCAGGAGUGCCCAUUUCCUCCCUCAGUGGACUCAAGCCCCAGGCCCCAGGCAUCUGUUUAGCGGGCUUCCCAGGGAAGAAAAAUCGGAAGACCAAGACCUGCAGGGAGUUAAGGACAAGCCCCCGAAGCCCAAAAAGGUGAAGAAGGAGAGAAAGGAGGAGAAGGAGGGCAAGAAUGAGCCCCCGCAGCCGUCCGCCCACCAGUCAGCCGAGCCGGCCGAAGCGGGGAAAGCGGAGACGUCGGAAGGGGCCGGGGUGGCCCCCGCGGCGCCCGAAGCCUCGGCCUCCCCCAAGCAGCGGCGCUCCAUCAUCCGAGACCGAGGCCCCAUGUACGACGACCCCACCCUGCCCGAGGGCUGGACCCGCAAGCUCAAGCAGAGGAAAUCGGGCCGCUCCGCCGGAAAGUACGACGUGUAUUUGAUCAACCCCCAGGGCAAAGCCUUCCGCUCCAAGGUGGAAUUGAUCGCGUACUUCGAAAAGGUAGGGGACACCUCCCUGGACCCGAACGACUUUGACUUCACGGUCACCGGGAGAGGGAGCCCUUCGCGGCGAGAGCAGAAACCCCCCAAGAAACCGAAGGCUCCCAAGGCCCCCGGCACGGGCCGAGGCCGGGGGCGGCCGAAGGGCAGCGGCACGCUGAAGCCCCGGGCGGCGACGGCGGCGGCGGCCUCGGAGGGGGUCCAGGUCAAGAGGGUGGUCGAGAAGAGCCCCGGCAAGCUCCUGGUCAAGAUGCCGUUCCAGCCCUCGGCCGGGGGGAGGGCGGAGGGCGGGGGCGCCACCACGUCGGCGCAGGUCAUGGUGAUGAAGCGGCCCGGCCGUAAGAGGAAGGAGGAGGAGACGGACCCCCAGGCGGUCCCCAAGAAGCGGGGCCGCAAGCCGGGGGGCGCGGGGGCGGCCGUCGCGGCCGCCGAGGCCAAGAAGAAAGCCAUCAAAGAGUCUUCCAUCCGGUCCGUGGUGCAGGAGACCGUGCUGCCCAUCAAAAAGCGGAAGACCCGGGAGACGGUCAGCAUAGAAGUGAAGGAAGUGGUGAAGCCUCUGCUCGCGGCCCCCGGCGGGGAGAAGAGCGGCAAGGGACAGAAGACCGGCAAGAGCCCCGGUCGGAAAAGCAAGGAGAGCAGCCCCAAGGGCCGCAGCGGGGGCAGCGCCGCGUCCCCCCCGAAAAAGGAGCAGCCGCCGGUGCCGGCCCCCCACCACCACCACCACCAUCACCACCACCACCACCACCACCACCCUCCGCCCCCGCCGCCCCACUCCGAGCCGGCGGCCAAGGCCGCCCCGCCGCCGCCCCACCCCCAGCCGCCGCCCCCUGAGCCGGAGAGCUCCAGGGACAACAGAAGCUCCCCCGAGCCUCAGGACUUAAGCAGCAAAGUCUGCAAAGACGAGAAGAUGCCGAGGGGGGGGCCGCCCGAGAGCGACGGCUGCCCCAAGGAGCCCGCUAAGACUCAGCCCCCCCAAGCCGCCGCCGCCGCCUCCGCCUCCUCGGCCGCCUCGGCCGCGGCGGCGGCAGAAAAGUACAAACACCGAGGGGAGGGAGAGCGGAAAGACAUUGUCUCGUCCUCCAUGCCGAGGCCAAACAGAGAGGAGCCCGUGGACACCCGGACGCCGGUGACGGAGAGGGUCAGCUGACUUGGAACCGAGCGGAUGUCCGACCGACCGACCGACAGACAGACAAGAAUUAAAGGCAGCUGUUGUCUCUUCUCCUUAUGGUUCUUCCAAAGCAGAGGGCUGUAACCACCAGGGCAAAAACGCUUCUUCCAUCAACUCCACAUUGAUUCUUCCAGGAUUGAGUCUGCCCGAAUUGGAAUUCGAUCUCGAUCAGGUCUGGAGGCUGCCUUGGCUUGGUGGGCGUGGAGAAUCCCAGGAGAUUCAGGGUUGGGGGACCUGGGGAGGAAGGGACCCGCUUUUCAGCUGGAAUCCCGGGGAGUCGGAGAGCGUUCAACCGGAUGUUCCCAAUGCACGUUCAGUAUUAGAGAUUGGGUCGAGUCUGGCCUUCCAGCAUCGUUCUAACAGGUUCCGCUUCCAAAUCCUCCCUGACGUGGGCAGGGAGGGAGGCCGGCUUCCAGUCGGGGCCCGGUGGCGUCUGUGAGGGGGUGAGGGGGCUCCGCCAUUGCUGCUGUUUACCACUACGGGGUGGGUGUCCACGUGUGCAGACGUAUGCGUGUGUUAUGUGUGCGUGUGUAUGUAUGCGUCAUCUAAAAUGUUUUUGGUCAUCCUUACCAUUGAUGUUCGGGAGAUUAUAUCUACAUAUAUAUAUAUGUGUAUAUAUAUAUAUAUAUGUACAUAUACAUAU
This is a messenger RNA of Ornithorhynchus anatinus (platypus), 2453 nucleotides long. It is a transcript of the gene MECP2, whose product is annotated as methyl-CpG binding protein 2. The record is from RefSeq and is a predicted model, not a curated record. Lineage: Eukaryota; Metazoa; Chordata; Mammalia; Monotremata; Ornithorhynchidae. Gene Ontology annotation, cellular component: nucleus; heterochromatin. The coding region runs from base 491 to 1789 and encodes 432 amino acids. Gene Ontology annotation, molecular function: double-stranded methylated DNA binding; methyl-CpG binding; chromatin binding. Gene Ontology annotation, biological process: negative regulation of transcription by RNA polymerase II. The transcript has 4 exons.